Xenopus laevis (African clawed frog) is the source of this 1571-nucleotide messenger RNA. RefSeq names its product transmembrane inner ear L homeolog (gene tmie.L). The transcript is spliced from 5 exons. NCBI's taxonomy places the organism in Eukaryota, Metazoa, Chordata, Amphibia, Anura, Pipidae. Bases 238 to 708 code for a protein of 156 amino acids. Gene Ontology annotation, biological process: inner ear morphogenesis; sensory perception of sound. The record is from RefSeq and is a predicted model, not a curated record.
UGAUUCCACAAGUGCAGGAGCACAAAUGGUUGCAAACAGGGUCGGACUGGGCCGGCGGGACCCCGGGAAAAAACUGGUGGGCCCCAGUGGGCAAUGUUGAUGCAGAGCUGCUCCCUGGCCUCGAUCCUGCCAAAAGAGGAGAACAAGUUACGCGGGAAGUGGGGAGGUGCCUGAGAGAGGAGGAGGAGGAAGAGAGAGGAAGAGGAGAGAGGAAGGCAGUGGUACAGGAGAGAGAAGAUGGCGUGGGACCAGCUCUUAUUAUUAUUAUACCUAAGGACUUUCCUGUUUGUUCUCUCUGUGCCCAUCAGAUCUGCUAACUGUCAGCUGGUAGAGGCACCUACAGACCCGCCGAAGCAGAAGCCGGAUCCAGUAACAUCAGAGACUGUCGUCUUCUGGGGCCUUCGACUUUGGCAAGUUAUUGGCGUUUUCGCCAUUUUUGUGUUGGGAGUCAUCAUCACCUUGUGCUGUAUAUUCAAGUGCCGUAUCCCCAGAACCAAGAAGGAGAUCGAGGCACGAUAUGCUCAGCGGCAGGCGGGCAAGGACUAUGCAGACAAACUGGAGACAGUUCCACCACUGAACGAGCUGACGGAAAUUCCUGGAGGGUCUUCUGACAGUCUUCAAACUCUCUCUGGUCAAGUCCAGUCUAGAUCCCACAGGUCUUUACCUGUUCUCAAAGAAGAAGAUGAAAUGACUCUUCAAGGGAACUAGAGACUUGCUCUAUCUCACUCUUACUCUUUCUCACACUCUAGAAGAAUCUUCUUUUCUUGGGCUCAGAUUUUAAUUUGAUGUUUCCAGAUAUUUAUCGCACGUCCUUAAGUAAAAGACUAUGGACUGAAUGCGUGGUUGUUGAGGAUCUCUACUAAUAGGCGUAAUAAAAAAAAAAGCAACAUCAAGGUAGAGCCUCGAGCAAAAAUGAGAGAUGCUGAGUUUGUUUCCUUUAAGAAUAUGUGCCACCAUCAUACAAACUACUUUAAUAUGCCUAAAGGGAGGAAAUUGAUUCUUAUUGACUCCAAUUAUGGAAUUUAGAGCUUAAUAGCUUGAAAGAACCAUGCCCAGUUUCUUCUUAUUAACUGCAAGUUUGCAGAAUAUUAUACUAACUGGUAAAUUUUAAAUUGGCAACCAUUAAACCAACAAUAAAAGACACAGAAAAGUUUAAGAUGGCAAACAAGCACUCCCGUUUUUUGGCAUGGUAGAUAUAUGGUACUCACAGCGCCCAUUUCAUUGUGGAAGGGUGUGGUUAUGUUUACCAGUAGAAUUAACUCGCUCCAUCUGUAGCUGUUCUACAAUUUGUUAUGGGGGGUUACUAAUAAAUCCAUUUAAAAGUCAUUAGGAGACAAUUUUUAUAGACAGUGAAAACUUAGUAUUCGGUAAGUGUAAGUUUUUUAAAUUCAGCUAAAAUUGGUUUGAAACAUCACAAAAUUAUUGGAUCCAACCGCGGAAAGCUCACAAAUCUCUAAACACAAUGAAUUGAUUUUUACACAGUGUAAUACAUUUUGAUAACAGCAUUGAAUGCGAGUGCAACGAAUUGAAAUGAAAUAAAUCCAUAAAUAAACCCAGACUUUCCCCAUUCA